CAUAGACAACUUUUAGCCGCGGCAUUUGAAAUGCCAUCGUGGUGGGACUAUUUACACUUCAACCGACAAUAUCAAAACAAAAGAAAUUUAGAGGAAGGUUUAUUUCAAAUAGCUUCGCAGACGUGUAAUAUAUUGGUGAAAGUAAAUAACACGAACAAUAUAAAUUUAACAAGAAACGAUAGGAGUGAUGAGUACGGUUGUGCGGGGCCUCCUAAGGGGAAAAGUUCGAUGCAAAUUUGUGUUCCGAAGUUUAGAAAGAACUCCAUAACUGCGGGCUGCAAUCCUGGAUUGUCGACCGUUCUUGAAUCAGGGAGUGUGGGGAACGCGUCGUCAUCUGAUGAGGAGUUGGAGCAGUGGGAGCAAAUAUUCAUGAUGAGAGAUGAAAAUGGAAAUAGUUAUCAUGACAAGAGAAAGAAAAGAAGCAUAUGGUGUCGGCCGUCAUGUAUUCCUGUGUCAAUAGUUAUAUUAUUGAUUGUUCUUGUGGUUUUAGUGCCACUAUUAGAUCAGCCGAAUAUAGCCCAGGUGCUGCCCACUGCUAGAGACUUACAUUGCUCAGAUGAGUGUAGGUUAUCUUUAGUAGAAAGUAUACCAGAGGGUCAUAUGUAUCCGCCUAAUUCAACACAUGCCAACACAAAAAAUGUCUGGCUAGAUUUGAUAGACGAUGCUCAAUCAUCUAUAGAAAUAGCGUCUUUGUAUUGGACUCUUAGGUUUAAUGAACAAUAUAAAUAUAAUUCCUCUAUUGAGGGUGAACAAGUUUUCCAGGCGUUGUUAGCAGCUGGAUUGAAGAGAAAUAUAAAAUUAAGAAUUGCUCAAAACUGGCCUUCUAAGUCUUACCCUAAUGUAGACACUGAAUAUUUAGUCAAGAAAAAAGCAGCGCAGGUGCGAAGCCUUAACUUCUCAAAGCUGCUCGGAAGUGGCGUCCUUCACACGAAGUUCUGGAUCAUAGACAAGACACACUUCUACAUAGGCAGCGCUAAUAUGGAUUGGAGGUCGCUGACUCAAGUAAAGGAAUUAGGAAUCGUAGCGUACAAUUGUUCCUGUCUUGCGACUGAUCUAGCAAAGAUAUUUGAAGUUUACUGGACUCUCGGAAGCCCAGAUGCGGUGGUGCCUGACACAUGGCCUAAAGAACUAAGUACCGAGAUUAAUAUGGAGCAUCCUAUCAAUAUUUCGGAUGACCAGAGCAACUAUGGGGUGUUUAUAACGAGUUCCCCACCGCCUUUUAGCCCAGCUGGUCGGACUAAUGAUGACGACGCGAUUGUUAACAUCAUUCACUCGGCGGAGGAAUUCGUUUAUAUAUCUGUUAUGGACUACGCUCCGGCGUUUGAGUUUACGCCGCAACCAAAAUACUGGCCAAAAAUCGACGACGCAUUGCGUGCAGCGGCUUUAGAACGACACGUCCGCGUGCGCAUGUUGAUAAGCUGGUGGCGCCACUCCUCGCCCGCCGAAGAACAUUAUUUACGCUCUCUGGCUGCGCUUAAUCAGGCCUUGCCGCAUCUUGAUAUUCAAGUGCGCCGUUUCAUAGUGCCAUCUACCCCUGACCAAGACAAGAUCCCAUACGCGCGAGUGAACCACAACAAAUAUAUGGUGACAGACAAAACAGCGUAUAUAGGAACGUCGAAUUGGUCAGCCGAUUAUUUCGUUGACACUGCGGGGGUGGCUUUUGUAUACAAACCGGAAAUGGAAAAUAAAGUUAGAAAUGGCAGCGACAUCCGGCGAGAUUUACAGGAACUAUUCGAGAGGGACUGGACGUCUCCUUAUGCGGUACCUUUGAGGAAUUUAUAGCGAUAAAAAUGUCAUUUUUUUAAUUUGUGACAGUUUAAUUUUUUCGGUGUCAAUGGUUCAUGCUGCAGAAAGUGCGUUCUAAUAAUAGUUUUCAUUAUGAAACGAUUUAGUAUUAGUUAUAAAAAUACAACAAAAUUAAUCAACAAUAUAAUUUACCUCAUACAAGUCCAGAAAUGUGUGGAUUUUUUCAAAAAAUAGUGAUUCGAUUUUUAUGAAACUUGGAGUGUUCCCGAAGAACAUCUCGAUUUCACCUUUACCUCACUAAAAUUAUCGGAUAACAUUUUCUUAGUCGUUUAAAAAAAUAUCAAUAAUAUACCUCAACCAAAACCAAUAAUGAGAAUCUAAAUAUAUGAGCAAGAAUAGAUUUGACUUUAAGAGUAAAUGUCGCUGCCGGGAUGACGUCACAGUAUGGAUUGUAAUUUUAUUUAAGUAUUCAUACAUUCCCAAGAAACUUCACUACCGGAUGACAAAGCGAUUCUUAUCAAUUGUAAGCAUGGUCACGUGUGUCAUCUAUGACCAUGCCGCUCAUGAGAUGGGACUUAAAAGUCGUAAUUGUUAAAUCAUGCUCAAUCCGAUAGUAUUUCUUUUGAAUGUUAACAAAACCUGCCAAUUUGAAUUCCGAAUGUAUUAUAAUAUUUAGAAAAGCGUUAUUAAAAUUACGUUUAAAUUUUAAGCAUAUAUGAACUUUGUAGGAUGAAAUUAUUGUGAAUUAGAAUUUUAAUAAAACCGCUCAAUUUCCUGUUGCUUUAUAAAUAUGAGCAAUAAUUUGUUUAAAAAUUAAGAAUAUUGCGAAAAUUGUGUAAAUAAACUUAAGUAAGCGUGCCUUUCUUUUAGAAUUCUUGUAGAGAGUAGAUUUUUUAUCCCUUCUAUAGAAAUAAAUGAAUUUGUUUUAUAUUA
Molecule: messenger RNA, 2679 nt
Organism: Pieris napi
Lineage: Eukaryota; Metazoa; Arthropoda; Insecta; Lepidoptera; Pieridae
Product: 5'-3' exonuclease PLD3-like
Exons: 11
Coding region: 31-1782 (583 amino acids)
Molecular function (GO): catalytic activity
Source: RefSeq, a predicted model, not a curated record